AUGAAGAAAUGGUAUAUCUAUGUCCUAUCUGCAUCUCUAUUAACAUUAACAAUACUCGGGUACUUAGUCAUUCAAAAUCCAAUCAGAGAAGCUUACAUUUCAUCACCUCCAUACUUCAACACAACAAACCCUCUCGAAUGGAUAAAUUCCAGUUCCCCCCCUGUUCAAAACCAAACCCCCAACCCUCAAAUUGUCUCCACAGAUGAAAUAGUCUCCACCCUCUUUAUCCACAGAAACAUCUCAUUCAACGAACAACAACCAUUACACACAUGGAACCACUUAAGACACUUAAUAAGCCAUGAUCGUGUUCUUCCUAACACAGUUGAAGCAAUCAAAGAUGGUGGAAUCGCAUGGAAUAACCUCAUGACUACAGUUGAAGAUGAGAAACGUGACAUGAAUAGAAGCUCAGGGGGGAAAAAGAAAGAGAAACAAUGUCCCCAUUUUCUUAGCAAGAUGAAUGCCACAGAGCUUAAUGAUACUGGGUAUAAGUUGAAAGUUCCUUGUGGGUUAACUCAGGGUUCAUCAGUGACAUUUAUUGGCAUCCCGAAUGGGCUUUUAGGUAAUUUUCGAGUUGACUUGACUGGUGAGCCACUUCCAGGUGAACCAGAUCCUCCUGUUAUAUUGCAUUACAAUGUUAGGCUUCAUGGUGAUAAAAUAACUGAAGACCCUGUAAUUGUUCAAAACACUUGGACUAUUGCACAUGAUUGGGGUGAAGAGGAACGAUGCCCGUCUCCAGAGCCUGAUAAAAUUAAGAAAGUGGACGAAUUGGAUCAAUGCAAUGAGAAAGUGGGUAAAGUUGUAAAUACAGGAGCAAAUUCAAGAAGCUAUUUCCCUUUUAAGCAAGGGUAUCUUUCUGUUGCAACUCUUAGAGUUGGAUCAGAAGGCAUACAAAUGACAGUUGAUGGAAAACACAUAUCUUCAUUUGCUUUUCGAGAAACUUUGGAGCCAUGGCUUGUUAGUGAAGUAAGGAUCUCAGGGGACUUGAAAUUAGUGUCUGUUGUAGCAAGUGGUUUGCCUACUUCUGAAGAUUUAGAUCAUAUAAUUGACUUAGACUCUCUCAAAUCCCCUUCAAUUCCUGUUGGAAAAAAAAUUAAUCUCUUGAUUGGUGUCUUCUCUACUGCCAAUAAUUUUAAACGUAGAAUGGCCGUUAGAAGAACUUGGAUGCAGUACGCCGCCGUUAAGUCGGGGGAAGUCGCCGUUCGGUUUUUUGUUGGUUUGCAUAAAAACCGAUUAGUGAAUGAGGAGCUUUGGAAUGAAGCGAAGACGUAUGGAGAUAUACAGUUGAUGCCAUUUGUCGACUACUACAGUCUUAUCUCGUGGAAGACCAUCGCCAUCUGUAUCUUUGGGACGGAGGUUAUCUCGGCCAAAUACGUCAUGAAGACAGACGAUGACGCAUUCGUUCGUGUAGACGAAAUUUUAAAUUCUUUAAAUCGAAUUAACGUGACCAACGGAUUACUUUACGGCUUAAUCAAUUCAGAUUCUCAACCACAUCGAAACCCCGACAGCAAGUGGUACAUCAGCCCCGAGGAAUAUCCCGAAGAAAAUUACCCUCCAUGGGCACACGGACCCGGGUACGUAAUAUCUCACGACAUAGCAAAAGCCAUCAACAACAAACACAAAAAAGGCGACUUAAAGAUGUUUAAACUAGAAGAUGUAGCAAUGGGAAUUUGGAUUAACGAUCUCAAAAAGAACGGUUUAGAAGUAAGAUACGAACAAGAAGAACGAGUCUAUAACGAAGGUUGCAAAGAUGGUUAUGUAGUCGCUCACUACCAAGGACCCCGAGAGAUGCUUUGUCUAUGGCAAAAACUUCAAGAAGGAAACCGCGCGUUUUGUUGCGGAAGUUAACAAAAUUACAAUAAUACCCCUCAGUCCUCACCCCAUUUUGUUGUAUAAUAUCACACGUGUAGUAGCUAGGUAUUCAUAUAGAUACGUAGAUAGAUACGCGUAUUUUAACUACGGAGUUUUCAUUCACGGCAUAAAAAAAGUUUUCAAUAGUCGAUAACACAGAUAAUUAUAACUAUAACAAUAACAAUAAAUGUCAAAAACUUCACAAAAUUAAAAUAAUACACGUAUGAAAUUAGGCAGAAAGACAGCCAAUCCCAUAACGGGUAUUUGGAAACACGAGAAACAAACCGCUACAAACGAUGCCGAUCAUUAACGGAAAGCUUUGCAUAACUUCAUCCAUUUCCUUUGCAUGUCCCGGAAACAGACAAUCUGUUACACGAUGAUCGGAAAGUGCGAUUGACAUGAAAACCAUGGAUGACAUCAUGGCGUGGAUAAAAUCAGAUAACCCGAUUUUGUAUCUGUCGUCUUUUGGGACUUCGAUGUUUGGAUUUGGUUUGAAGACUUUUAACCCUGACGGCGUUAUGAACCCGUAGUGGAUUUUUCCGUCUGGGGAACGGAAACUGUCGGUGAAGUGGAAGAAAAAGCAGGAGAGAGUGCAGAUGGUGAGGAGGAGGUUGAUCAUGAGGGUGGCGACGGCGGAGCAUUGGGAGUUGCCGUAGAUGGAAGGGAGGACCAUUUCGAAAGUGAGGAGGGUUCCGGUGGGGAGGAAGUUUACGAGGAGGGAGGUUUUGGAGAGGGUUUUUUGAACGCCUUUUGAGAGUGUUCGCUGGAGUUUCUUACGUCGGCCGGCGUGUGGUGGAGAUAAGGCGGAGGAGGGCGGUGGUGGUGGAUCUUGGUUGAGUUGUGGAGAUGGGGUGUAGAUUCUGAUACCGGUUUCGUCGGAUUGUUCCAUUUUGGAAGUCGGAAUUUGGAGAAAGUGGAAUGGAAAUGGAGAUUUUAACUUUUAAGUCUUUACCACGCCACCAAGUGGUGGAUUCAAAUUUUGUAAUGGCGGUUAACGGCGAGGAUGAUAACCGCCGGUUAUUGCCGCCCUGCGGGUUUGCAGAUUUUCAAUCUUAACCAGAAUGUUAUUGCGUUUGCUGCAUUUAGUCCCUAUGGUUUGAUGUUUUUGUUAAAAUUAUAUUUUUUUGUAUGUUUUAUUGUUUAAUCGUAAAUCCUUUUAAUAUCACGCGU
Molecule: messenger RNA, 3018 nt
Organism: Lactuca virosa
Lineage: Eukaryota; Viridiplantae; Streptophyta; Magnoliopsida; Asterales; Asteraceae
Source: the annotation of a GenBank genome assembly